UAUUGCGUCUUACUAUUCGUCUCAUUUGAUUCAGCUUAUUUCCUUCUAAGCACUACAGUGUUCAUCAACUUCACAAUACUUAGUGACAGGUUAAAGAAAACAUGUGGUACUAGAUGUAUGGAGACUUUAAAAGAUUUAACAAGGUGUCAUCAACACAUAAUCAGAUUAUCCGAAAUAUUAGACGACAUUUUUGAUGUGCCAAAUUUGUUGAACGUGUUAUUAGGAUCGCUUCAGAUAUGUUUCCUCGGAUUCACUAUAAUGAUGGGCACUUGGUCACAAAUUCCGCAGUCAGUUUUUUUAUUAAGCUCAAUCCUGCUACAGCUACUAAUGAUGAGCUAUUUCGGAGAAAAUAUUAUGUCAGAGAGCAGGAGAGUGGGAGACGCGGCUUUUCAGUGUAACUGGUAUAAUAUGGAUGGGAAUUCAAAAAAAAUGAUUCAUGUUUUAAUUUUGAGAUCGCAGAAAUCACAGCAUUUAACAACGUAUAAAUUUUCAAAAAUAUCAUUUGCGAGCUUCACGACUUUAAUAAGCAAGUCUUGGUCGUACUUUUCUAUACUAAAGACAAUUUACAGACCACCAGACAGAUAUUCUUAGUUGGAUAAUUAAUUUAUUGAAAUCAUAAUAAAGGCCUUGUAUUAAAUUGUG
This is a messenger RNA of Plodia interpunctella (Indianmeal moth), 642 nucleotides long. Its product is annotated as odorant receptor 67c-like. Bases 118 to 591 code for a protein of 157 amino acids. NCBI's taxonomy places the organism in Eukaryota, Metazoa, Arthropoda, Insecta, Lepidoptera, Pyralidae. The record is from RefSeq and is a predicted model, not a curated record. Gene Ontology annotation, biological process: detection of chemical stimulus involved in sensory perception of smell; sensory perception of smell. Gene Ontology annotation, cellular component: plasma membrane. Gene Ontology annotation, molecular function: olfactory receptor activity; odorant binding. The transcript is spliced from 6 exons.